AUGGCCUUUGCACCCAUGGGGCCUGAGGCGUCGUUCUUCGAGGUUUUGGAACAGCACAGGGCUUCACUACUGGCAGCCUUGAGGACAGGCCGUGAGGAGUCCCCUCGUGGGGGCACCCGCUCCAUCUCUAAUUCUGAGGUUCUUGCCUCUAUCGAAAAUAUUAUUCAAGACAUAAUCACGAGCUUGGCAAGAAACGAAGCACCUGUAUUCACUAUAGAGAACAGAUCACGCUGGGAAAACAUGAAAUUUGAAGAUUCCGUGGGUCUUCAGAUGGUAUCUCAUUGUACCACAAGAAAAGUCAAAAGUGACUCACCAAAAUCCGCACAAAAUUUUGCUCUAAUUCUUAAAAUAUUAUCCAUGAUUUAUAAAUUGGUGCAAAGCGACACUUAUGCAACCAAAAGAGACAUAUAUUACACUGACUGCCAACUCUUUGGAAAUCAAACUGUUGUGGACAAUAUAAUCAAUGACAUUUCUUGUAUGUUAAAAGUGCCAAGGAGGAGCCUACAUAUAUUAUCGACAUCAAAAGGCUUAAUUGCUGGCAAUUUAAGCUACCUGGAGGAAGAUGGUACCCGAGUGAGCUGUGCAGGUUGCUCAACAGCUGUUGCUGUACCAUCUAAUAUUCAAGGACUUCGGAAUUUAAUUACAGAUGCAAAAUUCCUAUUAAUUGUAGAAAAAGAUGCGACCUUUCAGCGUCUCUUAGAUGAUAACUUCUGCAGCAAAAUGUCUCCGUGCAUCAUGGUUACGGGAAAGGGGGUGCCUGACCUGAAUACAAGACUUUUCGUCAAGAAGCUGUGGGAACUGUUCCACAUUCCUCUCUUCACUCUGGUAGACGCGGAUCCACAUGGCAUAGAAAUAAUGUGCAUCUACAAAUACGGGUCCAUGUCUAUGUCUUUUGAAGCUCAUAAUCUCACAGUCCCAGCGAUCAGAUGGCUUGGCCUUCUCCCUUCUGAUAUUAAAAGGUUAAAUAUACCUAAAAAUACUUUAAUUCCACUGACAAAUCGGGACCAGAUGAAACUUGACAGCAUCCUGAAGAGACCUUAUGUUGCCGGCCAACCGUUUUGGAGAAAAGAAAUGGAAAUCAUGGCAGACACUAAAAUGAAGGCAGAAAUCCAAGCUUUGACGUACAUAGCCUCUGAUUAUCUUUCCAGAGUGUACUUACCUAACAAAUUAAAAUUCGGAGGCUGGAUAUAA
This is a messenger RNA of Chrysochloris asiatica (Cape golden mole), 1191 nucleotides long. It is a transcript of the gene SPO11, whose product is annotated as SPO11 meiotic protein covalently bound to DSB. Bases 1 to 1191 code for a protein of 396 amino acids. Gene Ontology annotation, cellular component: nuclear chromosome. The record is from RefSeq and is a predicted model, not a curated record. Lineage: Eukaryota; Metazoa; Chordata; Mammalia; Afrosoricida; Chrysochloridae. The transcript is spliced from 13 exons. Gene Ontology annotation, molecular function: ATP binding; DNA binding; DNA topoisomerase type II (double strand cut, ATP-hydrolyzing) activity. Gene Ontology annotation, biological process: reciprocal meiotic recombination; meiotic DNA double-strand break formation; meiotic DNA double-strand break processing.